AUGGGUAAUCAUACAGACGAUGCAUCAAUCCAGAAAUCGUCCACCAUCAAUCCUCGUCCGGAUAAUCCCUUGACAAGGCAUCCAACUUCUUGUCCCCAAUCCACCGAUAACCCCAGUCUAACAAACCGAACCGAACUGACAUGUUUACUGACCCCGUCCAUGAAAUCGGUGUGGAACCAGCCGGGCAAUCCGUUCGAUACCAACAAUGCAACUGCCGUAACAGACUUGCCACCCAAUCGGUACCGACUGACAGAUUUGGUCGAGUUCCCCAACACAGAACUGUCCGCGGAUCAGUUCCAUGCACACGAGCACGAUGGGAAUGACUCCAACGAAGGUGCAUUCAACACUGAGUUUGCAUGGAACAUGGAACCGCUUCCAGUCUACGCGUUACCAGCGCGUUCGACCGCACUAUCCGUUGUGCAUGAGUGA
Echinostoma caproni is the source of this 429-nucleotide messenger RNA. NCBI's taxonomy places the organism in Eukaryota, Metazoa, Platyhelminthes, Trematoda, Plagiorchiida, Echinostomatidae. The record is from the annotation of a GenBank genome assembly.